Porites lobata is the source of this 9357-nucleotide messenger RNA. NCBI's taxonomy places the organism in Eukaryota, Metazoa, Cnidaria, Anthozoa, Scleractinia, Poritidae. The record is from the annotation of a GenBank genome assembly.
AUGGCGGGCAAAGAAUUAGAUAGCAACUUUUUUAUAUUCUUGCCGCAGUGUUUUACAAAUGAUCCUGUUUCCGAUAUUGAGAAAGGUUCAAGGAAUUCUUGUUAUGCCGGAGAGCAUCUGUGCUUUUUCCUGAUAGUUCAGUUUCGCGGCAAGAAUCGUUCAGAUGCGAAGUUCCAAGCCUGGCAAAAACGCUUGCUACGUUUGUGUAGCUGUGUGAGUGUGAGUAGCAUCGAUUUGAUGAUCCGGAAAGAUGAAGCACCUACGGGCGGAUUUAUUACUUGCUGGCCUAUCAGCUCUUUUAAAAUGGAGGGAAAGGAAACCAAUCAUUAUAAAGAAAAGGUAAUCUAACUAGACAACAAGAACAAGCUAAGCAAUACACAUGCUUAACCCUUUGACGACCGCUUUGGUCGUUUUCAUUUCUUGUGUAACGAUGCAUAUUUUCCUUCAUGAAUCCAUUUAGCUUUCCUUUGUAGCUAUUAAGAUGGUAAGCAGCAAAAUCAGCUAGGAUAGAUCUUUCCAGAGGCACCUCAAGGCCAUUCCAUUUAUAUCCACAAGUCCACUAGAGAUUUUCUGAGGGGGUCAAUGCUAUAAGAGAGGUUUUUCAGAGGGGACUUACUGUUCAACAUGCCAGUUUUUUAAAAGGUGAAAAUACCAAGAAAUAUUAUAUUUUCUGAAGGAAUAAGGGCAGUGUUACAUCACUCAUAAUAGGUUCAGUGUAUGCAAUAAUUCCUUAUGAGUGAUGUAACAGUGCUUAUUCCUUGAGAAAAUAAAAUAUUUCUUGGUAUUUUCACCGUUAUUCUUAUGAAAAGUGCUUUAGAAUGUCUUCCCAGAAUGGGACAGAUAAUGCACCUAUCAAUGUAAAUCCCGUGGGGGAGUGCAGGCAAGGGGCGAGGAUUUGAUGCCUGAGACUAUCCCCCUGUCGGGCUUUUGAUCGUGCGAAGCGACCCCGGGGUCGGGACAUUUGACUUUGACCGACAGAAGCCUGGUAUCAAUUCAGAAGCGGUUAUCAAGUCCGUCCCUCGAGGCUAUCUGAAAGUCACGCUGUUGGAGAAAGGUGUGACGUUUUCAUUUGUUUUAAUCGCCAUAAUCUGAUACUUUAAACUGUCAUCUAAACAGAUAAUGUCUAUUUUGAGAAAGUUUUUAUCUUCAAGUUCCCAUCUGAUUGUAAAACUCGAUUGAAAUCGAAUUCCACCAUGAAAGCCAGAAGAUUUUUUACGGGUCACUGAUCCGACCUGUUCCGACAUGUUGAGCAGAUGUUAUAAAGUAUUUUACGUUUCAUUAAUAUUAUAAUAGCACGGUCAAUCUUCCUAGAGUGAUUUUGUUGUUCAAAAUAAGAGCUACUAGUGGAGAGAGAAAAUACUUAAUUACAGCGAGUAAUUUAACGGAGCUUACGUUUAGUAAGGAUGUACUUUUGAAAUGUUUUUUAAUUCGUUUUAUACAGUAUUAUAGUAUUGUUUGUUUAGACUUUUUCGCCUGGGGUGGGGGCUUUUUUGACACUUUUGAUUGACCUUUCGUUUCCCCCCCUGGGCAAUUUGAUCAAAAAAUUUUAAAAUUUGUCAAAUCCCCACUCCUUGCCCGCCCCCCCCACCCCCACGGGGUUUACAUUGAUAGGUGCAUAACAGUGCCACAUUUUCCAAGGGAUACAAAACAAAAAAAAUGUAAUUUUUUUCUCCGGACUUCUGACCGAAACCUCCUCCUCAAUAGAGGUGGGGAAGGGGUCUGACCAAAAACACUUCCUUAACAGGGGUGGGGGAAUGGUGGUUAUUGAAUGGAAUGGCCGUCGUUUUACCAGUGAGUCUUUGCUAAAUUAAAUAAGCCCCCCUCUCAAAUUAGCCGUCUGUCUCUAUAAGGCCCCCCACCCCAUCCCCCUUCAAGUGUGUUUGAAAUAAAUAAGCCUAUAGGGGGGCUUAAGAGGAUUUAUGGUAUGGGCAAGGGCAAAAAAAAGAAGUGCUGCUGAAGUAGUAUACUUGUGUGGGUCAGUGAAUUUGAGCUUAAGCUAGAAAAAGAAAACCAUUUUCCUCAAUUUGUUUUCUUGUGGUUUGUUUUUUUCCUUCUAGAUUGAACCAAAAAUCACAUCUCGUGGGGAUAUCAUCUACCCCUUGAAUGUUGUACUAGACUCACUGCCUGCUCUAACCAGAAGAAUGCGUCUUUCAGUGAAUGUCUGGACACCUGAACUUGAUGCAUUUCAAGCAGAGCCAUUCCAGAAAGGUGACUUUAAAAGAUAUCUGGUAAAUCAUGACCCAGAAGAGCUCAUAGAAGAGUCACGGAAUGCAUGGCGAUGUAUAGGUAAAAUUUACUAAAAUAUUGGAAUUCAAACACUUCGGUGCAGUUUAUUGCAUGGUUUAAAGCUUAAACCCAGGAAGGUAUUAUGCAUCUUAUGUCAAAAAUUGCAGGUUCUCGAAAUCACUUUAUGAUGAGCCUUGAAGUCUCAUGUUUGUGAGUUCUUCCUUCUCUGAUUUUUCAAACAUUUGCUGCAAAGUCUCAUAUUUCUCAAACAUUGCUAAUGUGUCUCACUGAGUGGGGGAUUUCUUUAUUUUUUAUUUAACAUUGUUGAUAUGAUUUGUAGUGAAUGCAACCCUCCCUGUUGUUACACCUCCGACACUUCGGUGCAAGUAUUUUCAAGUGGCUAGCAAGCAUUUUCUCUGCAUUGAAGGUAAAUGAGAUACAUUUAACCUGGAUUGUGUAUUUAACUACUGACAUGACACCGACACACUAGUAUAGAGUGUUUUCACAAUAAAUUUGAAACCGUUGAAUGGAAGAAGCCAGAAAAAUGACUCAUAAAUACAUUGAUGUACCCUAUCCGAGUCUAAGGUCUGGCCAGCGUACCAUUUUUUAAGUUAUUUUCUGACAAGUUUCAUGCAAUUUUAUAGAGCUUUGUAUGGAGAUGCCAUGCUGGUGUACCAACAUGACACAAAUAUUUUGACCUGUGAUCAACAAAGACAUCAUUCUGGAUUUCACUUAGUUUUGUACAUUCACGUAAACACAUAUUUUACUGUUUGAAAUGUUUAAAUGGCUGAAAUUAUAAGGAGAUAGCUUUCUAUAGCCAGACAUCUCGGCCACCUUCAACUUGGUGAAGAGCUGAUAAAAAUCCAGAGGGCCUCGCUAUUUUGAUUUUAGAGUAUGAUGAUGUCAUUGGUGAAAACACUCUAUUAAGCAAACCUGUAUAUUCAGCAGUGACACUUUAUUUAUUAAAUUUCAUUGUUUUCACCUCUGAUAAGCCAAUUGAUCUGUGUUAUAAAAAACGUUGUCAGUUAUUUUGUCAAGUGUGAGGUUUAAUUGCUUUUAUGACUUUCAAGAUUACUGUAAUUUGAAGACAAUUUUCAACUGUUUCUCUAUUUUUUCUAAUUAAAAGUGUGCUUGCCCCACAGACAAGUCAUGUUAAAGGUUUACGUGUCCAAACAAAAUUUCUACCUGUCCCAGACAAUCGGACAUACAUGUAGGUUUUGUUACACCUUGCAAAUACAGUACAAUUAAAAUAGCUUUUUAUUAAAUUUUCUUAUUAAUUAACAUACAUACUUAAGGAAGGGCAAAGUUAGAGCCGCAGUGUAUUUUUUUUAUUUCUUUGUUCUAGUUAUUAACACUUUAGGGAAGUCAGUCAAUGUUUGUCAAGUAGACGUUCAUGCAAGUUCUGAUAUUGGUGCUGAAAAUGCGAGAAACAUGAACCACAACCAAGUUUGCUCAACACAACACUUAAAACCAAAAAUGUAAGUGAAAAGGAACAUUUAUUGGCAGGGUCAAUAGUAGUCAAGUCAUAGUAAUCUUCACAGGUUCAUGAAAAUGUUGCUCUUAACUGGGCUGCCUGUGGCAGGCACAGUCAUAAUUUUGGUUUUUGGUUGUCUGUGUAGAAAAACGAACUCGCGGGGGAGGGAAGACACGAGGUCUGGGACCGAGAAACAAUGUUCUCACAACUUGUUUCAUACGCCUUUGGGCAGUGACAUGUCAUCAGUAUAUAUUUCUGCAGUUGUUUGCUCAGAACUAAUUCCCUGAAUGUCUGAUCCCUGCACCAGCCUUCCAUCAUCACCCCACCCUCACUCUCACCAACAGCAAAAAUAUUUUGUUCUGUACUGCCUUGUGCCUCCCCCCUCCCACCCCUCAAUAAAACAGCUCUCCAGACAAACCUUCCUACUGGAAAAUUUAUAAGAAACUUCUGCUCUUAUAGAGACUUACAUGAGUGGUGGCAAUUUUUUGUAAAGAGUUUCUCAACUCAAAAAAUGGACAAGACACUUGUGCACUUUCAUGUUUAAUUUCUUGCUUCUUUUUCAAUUUCAUAUCAUCAGGUUCUCUUGUCUAGAUGUUUUUCCAGUUUCAAAAUGUGAAAAUUUAUCAAGCAAGCAUCCAAUUCUCCUCAGACCUUGGGAACACUAUGCAUUUCUGUUUAGAAUUAUCCACCAUGAAAGCCAGUUGGGAUCGCAUAAGGUAUGAAUAUGUCAGAUCUGGGUAGUGACAUGUCAUCAGUAUUGUACAAAUUAUGUACAUGUAUUUUUCUCUUACAGUACGAGUAUGUACUUCAUCAGGUGGCCUGCAAAGAGAAAGACAAUGAUCAAUAAUAGAUUCACUGAUCGUUGGUACAGUGGAACUUCAAUAUUAUAAUAAAGGGCCAAUGGCCCUGCAAAAUAUGCUCGGUUUUAAAGGGUUUUGUUCUGUCAAGACCCUUUUCCAAAUGAUAUACUAUUACCAGGACAAAGAAUAAAUCAAGGGGGUUGUUAUAUAGAAGUUUGUUAUAUCAAGUUUCCACUGUCAUCUGUAGUAGAAUUGUUUAAAAUGAGGAAGACUUAAAAUCUCAUUCUCUUUCAAUAGAAGAUAUUGUUUUAUUGGUGGCAAUAAAAACAUGAAAUACUGAGUUUCCUCAUUGAAGCGGCCACUCCCUUGGUCUCAUUGGCACCCUGACUGAAUAAGCACCUUAUCAUGCCUGUCAGUUUUUUAGAGAGUGAGGAUGUCAUAAGGAAAGCCUUGUUUUUCACUUUUUUAAUUUUUACCAUAAUUUGAAAACACUGGUGUCAAAAUAAGGAGACAGAUUCUUCACCAUCAAGUUGAUUUCAUUUAUAUCUGUCUCUAUGCAGAGUGUACAUUAUGUGCCAAAUAAUCACCCCCUUCAAAUAGGCACCUUCUCCUCCUCUGACAUAUGUUAUAGUUAAUUUUUUGUCUCAAGUAAUUUUUUUUUUGUUUCAACUUCAUUAGCAUGCAUUACCAUACUCAAAAACAACAGAAAAACAAAAAUUACGUCAGAUAAAAAAUUAACUACAACAUAAACAUGUAAACUUUAGCAUUAUUAAAUAUAUACAGUUUUAAUUAAUUAAUUAAUUUAUCUAUUCUUUUAUUUGUUUAUUUCUGUCAGCAUUUGGAAGUAGCCCUUAAAGGGUCGAUAACCUGGGAUGUAGAGACACUCAGAGGCUGGAAUCAUGAAAUUAACACAACGUACAGGUACUUAUCGUCGCUUAAAAAUGCUUCUAAUAUCCUAUUACUGUUCCAACCAGCCAUAACUAGUCACAGUAAAAAUUCAUCUUUUAAUAAUUAUAAUAGUUUUGGACAACAGAUCCAAAAAAUGUUAUCAAAGGCACAAGAGAUUUUGAAGUUUCUUCUUGGAGAGGGAGAUGAAAGAUAAAGAAAACAACCAAACUCCUUAAAGUCAAUCAAAAUUGAGCAUUAAUUUAUCGGUCAGUUUAAUGGAUGUCCUCCUCUUCUGUACUGGUUUAUUAUUAAAGAAAAAUUUAGUGGAAUUAAAAGCUGCUCUAAGCAAAAAAUUACAGCUUUUACAGUCAUGAAAAUAAGUCGCUUUUCAAUCUAAAUGCCCUCAUCAUAAAAUUUCAGUCAGUUGUUUUGAUGCUAAUACAACAUUUUUGUUUGGUGCUUUCAAGUUUUGAGUAAAAAGAUAAACAUUUUGAGGCCUGCGGAGCCCCAGUAACAGCUGGCAAUUUUUCCUGUUAUCAUGUGCAUAUUUUAUUUAUAUUAUACAAUACAAUAGCUAGGCAAGUACCAUUUCAACUACAUGAUUUUGAUAUUUUUUAUGUUCCUAUUUUUCAACAGUCUUCCUGUCUUUCUUGUAAGAAGGUCAUCUGUCAGUGUGAGAGCAACUUGUCAGUCAUGUGUGAGCAAAGGAAAGAGGUAGUGUGAAUCAGCAAAUAAAAAAAGAUUCCAUAUUAUUUUGGGCUAGUCUAAUUGUUUCUGUUUUGUACAUUGUCUUCCAUCUUUCAUAAAAAAAAUAAUGAUUUGUCACUCUCAAUAAACUUGUCAUUUUAGCUAAGUACUCUCUGAUUCGAAUUAUUGCUUUAAAAACAAUCGCUGCCUGGUAAGCUCAGUUGGGAGAGCGCCAGUCUGCUAAACAGGAGGUCGGAAAGCUCAGCAGUGAUUACAUAAAUGUUAUUAAUAAGUAAUAAAUUUUACAUGAAUAAAAAACACACACACUCACUCACACAAAAGAGACUGACUGAGCCAAAACUGUGGCUUGUUAGCUAUCAUUAGUGGGAGUCAUCUCUUUUACAGAAAGGAUCAGAUGCAUUUUGUAGAGUUUGUGUUCCUAUAAGUACAAUGUUUCAUAAUGUAGAAUAAUUAAAACUGUAAGCUUUUCUGUCAACUGUAAUCCUCCUUUCAAGAUUUCAGGUGAAGUACACAGUAACCAACACAGAGCGAGAUGAUGGUAAUGUUUCCCUUGUUUGGAGUCCGUUCAAUAAUCAUGGCAUGACAAAAACUCAGCACAUUUCGAGUGCAGAACAAUCUGUGGUGUGUUUACAACCACAAGUGAGAAUAGGGUAAGAAUAUUUAAGUUGCAAGUUAAUGGUCCUUUUAGUAAAUAAGUUCUAUAGUUUACAGUUUGCAGUAACAUAGCCAAGGUGAUCCUUUUAUACUGUCAAUAGGAAACUUGACACUGAAUUAGAUUUCAAGACACUUCACAGGAAAUUUGACCCAAAGUUAAAUUCAAGACACUUAACGUCAGCAAGGUAAUUACCCAGCAAAAGUGAGGCCACUGGUAGUGCUAUCUUGUCCACAGACUCUGCAGUUGGAACUUGUAGUAUUACCAAAACUUGUCUUCGCAACAGACCCAAACGACAAGAGCUUACAACUACAGUAAAACCCCGGUAACUCGAACUCUGUAGGGAAAUGAAAAACAGUUUGAGUUAGCUAGGGUCCGAGUUAUCAGGGUUAAUUUAAAAAUUGAAUUUGCCAAGUUAAAAAUAGAUAGUUACUGAUUUUUCCGCGCUUCAGUGUAUGGUACAGUGCAAAUUUAACUUAUUUCAUCAGAAACAGUAACAUGAUCAGGCAUUUUUUAUGAUAAAAUGUGGUCUGUUUGUUCCACCAAUUAAAAUCAAAUUGCUUUAGUGUUAAACAGUGUUAGUUUUAGUGUUUUCACCCUUAUACAACAAGAAAAGCUAAUGAGAUGACAUCCGAGUGGAGUUAAAAGAACCACAAUUUGAGCUAUCAGGGUAAAUUUCAGUUACUUUUUGAUCAAGGGAAAAGAUAUUUUGUUUGAGUUAGUGGAGAAUUCGAGUUAUCUGAGGAAAAGUGACUGAAAAGUGGGGCAAAAUCAAGUUAUCCAAGUUUGAGUUAUGGGGGUUCUACUGUAUUGGUGGCACUUGUGAGAGAUUGUUCAUCAUCCUUUUUCACUCUUUGAAAGGAAAGCCCUGUUUUCCCUUGGGGCGUGGCUUCUGUAGAAGUUUCAGUCAAAGAGUACUUUAUGCCUGAGCAUUCUUUGGCCUAAUAUCAUGCCUACUCCCCUCCCUUCCUCCCCCCCUUCCCCUUCACCCAUUCCAUGUCCCUCACCCAGCAGUUUUCCUUUGGUAACUUCAAUUUGUUUAUUAAAGGUGCUGUCCUUCUGGGUCUUCACUGACUGUCAAAGUAGAGUUUUUAGCUGUGCAAGAAGGACUUCAUGAGGUAUUAUUUCCUACAGUUGUGCAUGUUGUUUUUAUCAUUAUUAUCACCCACAUUGUUGAGCAAAACAUUUUGCAUCAGUUACUUAACCAAGCUUAAGAUAACCCAGUCACACCUCAGCCUGCCUGUAACAGCAUGGGUAGAUCCAAAUCCCUCUGGCCUUUGGCUGCUACAAAAUCCUGCUCUGCUAAAGCUAUUGCCCUUUUGGUGCUUUCUACUCUGAAUCCCUUCCUAAUAAUGCCAGUGAGUGACUUCAUCACAGCCUAUUAAUCUGCUGGUUUUCUUUAGGUUGGUAAAUUUAUGAAGUGCCAAUGGCAUAGUGAGAUGGAUGGUAGAGAUCUUCCGGAUCAUUUGGCAGCAACAGAGAAUAUGCCAGGCUUCACGACUAUGUCUCAUUCAUGUCAAGUUUUUGUGACAAAUGGAUAGUGAAUAAAACAUUAUAAAAUAUAAUAAUAUACAUUAUAAUGAUAAAAUUGUUAUCAUAAUGCACAAAAUUUACUUAAUUUAUUUUUCUGUGACUGGCUCAAUAGAACAGUUCUUAGAAUUAUAAUAAUUUAUUAUUAUUAGAAUUAAUUAGAAUCUGACUCAAAGAUGGAGCAGGCCCGAGUUCACUUCCAUUUUUUUAAGCCCAAAUUAUCUAACAACUGUUGAUUUAGUGUGAAACUAUUCUUUUCUUCUAAAUAUCAGCGUUUGACUGAAGCAGGGAUAUCAGCCCUGUAAGUCAUACAUUUAUCAAUAAGGAUGUGAUAUUGGUCCAUGUUGUUAUGAUAGAUUGAAGUGACAAAUCUUAUUCCUUAGGUGAAACACAUGAAAUGGCAUGAUUCAAAAUUCCGCUUAAUAGUGAGGUCUAGGGGGACUUUUCCUCCUCAUGUUUUUACAUUGUUUCACUAAAUAAAUAAAUGAGUACCCUGCGAAGAGUCUCCUUCAAUCUAGCCUGUUCCAGGCUCCGAGGUAGUGGUGAAAAGUCGUUCAGUAAAAAGAAAUGCAAAAAAUGUGCAGAGGUACCUUUCCCAAGUUGCGCGUGUCUUAUUUUAACUUUGCUCGUUUUAAUACAUCCCCAUUAUACUAUCUGAGAGCCUGGCCCUGGCUACCUUCGAUCUUCCUAGAUAAGUCGGGAAGAGGAAGGAACCUCUGCCCCCAUCCUCGACAAUUCAUAUUGAGCUUGCCCCAAAUUCAAAUUUUUCUGCGCUGUCAAUCAAACCGUUACCAUAGCAUCCACUGAGUUUGUCAAAUAAAGGCGGCAGUACGAAACCUGUCUGACUCAUCCAAAUCACGGAAUGAUCAGCAAAUCAAAGGAAUUUGAAGAUGUCAGCAGAGUCGCUUCCUCUUUUCCAACUUAUCUAGGAAAGAUUCUGCUAGCAGGGUAAUGCAUGACUUAUUAAGACUGAAAUCUCUUUAUGUAUUCAAUGAGAUAUCUUGCUUUGCUGCUUUGCCUUGUCAAUGAUAUCAAGUUGGACACUCAAGGAAAAAAUUUGUAUGUCCCCCCUCCCCUUA